AUUUGAGUAACUAUGACCGAGAUUCUCAGAAAAAUCGGCAGACUCCCUCUCAAAUUUGGAAAUUGGUAUGACUCAAAGCUCAAAAGUCGACCAAUAAUAACUAAGAUGGCCACUACUUGAGUGAUCACUGGCGCAGCUGAUCUCACAAGUCAGAUUCUUGCUAAAUAAACUAAGAAAGGACCAGGAAAGGGAGUUGCACCCAAUAUAUUCUUUAAAGUAUGGACUAUAUUGAGGAUCGAUCAAUGCUCCUUACAUGCAUUUCUACUACACACAUUUUAUUGAUAAAGUUAUUCCAGGGGUAACAAUGAAGUCGAUUUGGAUGAAAGUAGCUUGAGAUCAGUUCAUUUUCUCUCCAAUAUUCUGUCACUAUAUGUUAUUCAUAAUUGCAAAAUUGAAUGGGAUGAACAAUAAAGAUGCAGCUAAAAAGAUGAGGAAGAAUUAUUGGCACACACAGCUAAUGGCUUGGAAAGUAUGGCCAAUAGCAUGCUUUAUCAAUUACUGUUUCAUGCCUGUUAGAUACAGAGUUUUCUUUCUAAAUAUGGUGGGAUUCUUCUGGGCAAUCAUUUUCUGAUUCAAAAAUUCAAAUCCAGGAAAUUACGAAGAAAAUAAUAUUGAUCGUGAUGAAGCAGACGCUAUUAUAAACGCUCCUUAAGAAUUACGUAACAUCUCUAGAUUUCUCUAAAACACGCACCAAAGAUUUAA
Molecule: messenger RNA, 702 nt
Organism: Moneuplotes crassus
Lineage: Eukaryota; Ciliophora; Spirotrichea; Euplotida; Euplotidae
Source: the annotation of a GenBank genome assembly